Messenger RNA from Parnassius mnemosyne (clouded apollo), 1776 nucleotides. Lineage: Eukaryota; Metazoa; Arthropoda; Insecta; Lepidoptera; Papilionidae. The record is from the annotation of a GenBank genome assembly.
AUGGACAAAGAAGAAAACACAAAUCUGGACGUAGAAUAUAAACGGUAUUUACAAAUUUUAAAGCCAUACUUAGAACAAUUACUUGAUCAAGAAGACAUUCAACUGUGUAAUGCUUGGAUUCAGAGGUUGUCUGACUGCAAGGCAGAAGAAAAAAGCCUUCGUAAUAAAUACCUUUUUAUACUUUGCUUUCAAUUAGCUAAAGGUGUUCUCAGUGAACCCUUCAAUGAUCACCCUCCAUCUAACGAACUGCCUAUGUUGCUUGAAGAAGAGAGCAGUGACGAUUCCUUUUUAGAAUUGGAUUGUCCUGUUACGAAUUCUGUAAAUAAUAAUGCUGAAAUAUUUUCUAAUAAUUCAAAAUCAUUAGCUGAUACUGCGUUCCAGUCGAAUAACAGUGAAAUUACUGUAUGUACAAGUAAAGUAAUAACAAAUUUAACAAAACCUAAUAAAGAAAUGCAAGACAUAAAGACUCUAACAGAAAACUUGUUAUUCUCUUCAAAUUCAACACUGGCGAAUUAUAUGUGUUUACCAGAAAUUUUGAAAGAUUUAUCAAAUUUUACUGAUUCUGAGGAUGAUGUUUAUUUAAGAGUAAACAAACUUGUGGAGAAAUUGAGGGAGAUAAAAAACCAAAAUUCAAUGUUACGUAAUGAAUUACAAAUUCUCAAAGAUGGAUAUAAAAUUGAAAAAGAUAUUUCUUCAGAGUUACAAAAAGAUGUAUUAAAAAUUCAUUGUGCAACGAAUACUACUACCAGUGUUUGCAAUAGUGACUCUCAGACUAACUAUUUAAAUUGUAACUGCAAGACAAUGGUAGUGGAACUUCAAAAGAAACUUGACAACUUUAACGAAUUGAAGAAAUUAGAAAUUGAGAAGCUGAAACAUGAACAUGAAAAUAAUAUAUUAAAAGCAGAAAGUUCCAUUCAAGAAGAAAUGCGAAAUAAUUACGAAAGGAAAUUACAAAACCUAAAAGAAAAAUAUGAAUUGAAAAUAAUAGAAACAAACAAUAAGCAUGCGGCUGAGAUAAGGCAACUGAAAACUAUUCACGAUGAAAUCCUUCUAGAAAAAGAAAACGCAAUAGCUUUAAAAAAUAAAGAAAUGAUGAAUUUACGUGCUGAUCUUGAAGAAAUAAAAGCUCAUAACUCUAUUUUAAGAAAUAACUUCGUCAAAAACAGUACAGAUUUUAAUUCAGAGUCAUUAAAAGAAAAGGUUCAAGAAUUAGAAAGACGACUGUACAAAACAGAGAAGUCUAGAAAUAAGCAUGCUAAAGUAUAUCAAAUUCAAAUAGCUAGUUUACAACGUGAGAAAAAUCUACUUGAAAGUACUUUGCAUCUGCAAUUGCUGAAACAAAGAACUGAGUUAAUAACUGAAUUAACUGAAGAAAAUCAAAAAGAGUUGACAACAACCAUAGAAAAGUUGGAGGAAAAGUAUAAAGAAAUAGUUGCUAAUGUGCAAACAGCGGCGAUACAAAGACUAAUACAAGAUCAAAAAGCUCUUGAAACAAUUAUUCAAACAGUUUACCGUAAUCGAUUAAGUAGUAGUCAUGCUACUUAUACAGCAGACGAAAAGUUAAACUUAAAACCUACCAAAAUACAAAACGACAAAAGAGACGAAUUUCGUGUAUUUAAAUGUUGCAAUAGAGCAACUUCUGAAGAUAAGAAUAUACCUAAUCUAGAGGAUAGUUUACUGACGGGAUUUUGUUUGGAUGAAGCGAAAUUAGAAGAAUUGUUUGAAAGAGUCCAUAUCCCUCAGAGAGAUACGGGAGAAGAUCCGUCGGUAUCUUAA